Molecule: messenger RNA, 3453 nt
Organism: Eriocheir sinensis (Chinese mitten crab)
Lineage: Eukaryota; Metazoa; Arthropoda; Malacostraca; Decapoda; Varunidae
Gene: dos
Product: GRB2-associated-binding protein 1-like
Exons: 5
Coding region: 167-2296 (709 amino acids)
Source: RefSeq, a predicted model, not a curated record
CGCAACCGCAAAAUAGCUCGCAGAGAGAGUGCGCAUGCGUAGUGGACAGCUGAGCGACUUAUUUCCGCGAGGAAGUAUUUCUCGCAAGGACGGGCUGUGCUGCUGACUGUGGUCGGGGCUGUGCACGGCGGGGAAAUAUGUGUCUUCACGUCUCCAGCAGGCGGAGAUGGUUCCUGGCAGCAUGGAGAUAGUUCACGAGGGAAUGCUGAAGAAGUCCCCGCCCCCGAAGCGGCUGUGGAGGGCGAAAUGGAGGACGCGAUGGUUUGUGUUACGGUCUGGGGAACUGCCAGGCCAAUAUGUUCUCGAAUACUACACAGAUCACACUCGACGCAAGCUGAAGGGCACGAUAGACCUGGACCAAUGUGAUCAAGUUGAUGCAGGAAUAACGUUUCCCAAUCGCAAGCUGGACUACAAAUAUAUGUUUGACAUCAAGACCCCCAAGCGAGUCUAUUACCUGUGUGCUGAGACUGAGCAGGAGAUGAAUCGAUGGGUGGAUUGUGUGUGUCAAGUGUGUGGGCUCAAGAUUUACUCCCAAGAUGACUACCCUCCAGUGUCCCUUGAACACCUUUCUCCAACUCCGCCUUCAGCCACCCCGCCAACACCUAUGCACUCACUUCCUCAUGAUCAUUCAGCUUUAGACUCUCCUUCCUUAUCACCCUCAUCUCCUGGAUCCUCCAUUUCUGGGCCAUAUAUUCCCAUCAGCACCUGCUUCACUGGAAAGAGAACUCCUAAUACCAAUUCUAGUUUUCCCUUUGGUGAUGAUAUACCACCAUUGCGAGCUCUUGAUAAUCAUCGGUCAAGCAUACCCAAUGAAAUGGCACCUCCAGUACCUAUGAUUUGCUCUGAUUCCCAGCCACCACUCAUGCAAGCACCUCAACCUCCCACUAUCAACACUGGAGCUAUUCCAAGAGAGCCUUAUGAUAACCAUAGACAAUUGAGGCCAUCAGGCACUACAUCAGAGGAUACUCUUAGUGUUAAGUCGCCUUUAGGAACAGAUGGAAGUAGUGUUUUUAGUGAAGAUGAAUUGCCACCUAAUUCUUACAAAGUGGAAACAAAGUUUUUCAGUGAAGGAAACAGAGCAGGUAGUGGUAUUCAGAACAAUAGAGACCACUGGGAAGGUCAUAGUAACCCAAGUGGGGUGUCUUUAGGGACUGUAGGUAGUGUGGGAGCUCUGUCAGGUGACGUGCGUGGCAUGAGUCUCUCUGAUGAAGACCACCAUCUGGCGGCUCCCCCAAGACCCCCUAAGCCAGCACAUCUAGUAGAAGUUUCCCACCAGACAUAUCAAAACUUAGAGACAUUGUCUAAGACUCCUUUAGUUAGGAGGAAUAGUUCCAAAGAAACAUUGAAAAAUGGAGUUGGUUGCCCUCUUACAAUUAAUGAUAAUAUUGUAGCACCUGGCCCAGAACCUUCACCUGUUUCAGUGUGCAGCUCCUUGCCUCCCUCCUCUCCCCGAGAAGUCAGUGAGGAGGCGUAUGGAGUGAUCAUUAGAUCACAACAGUACUCUGAAGCUGUAAGUCCACAGUCGGCUGAUAGAAUCAAACAGAGACACUGUUAUAACAAUUUUGUCCCAACACCCAAGCAGAAUCAAGUGUUCUCAUAUGACAUGCGACAUCAUGAUAAAACUGGAGAGCUGGAGCCACUUGAUCCAAGAAUAUCACCUAUUGGAACAUAUUCCAAUAUCAGCCAAACUAAUAAAAGCCCUCCUGCAGUCAAUCGAGGCCUUAAACCUAGAAAGAAUUCAGAGGUGAGCAACUUGAGUUCUUCAGAUUUAUCUCCACCUCUUUCUGGUGGUGUGGUACCAGAGGCAGUGGGGGCUAUUGGAGGCUCCCCUGUACCUCCAUCCUCGGCACCACCUGUAGUGGACAGGAAUCUGAAACCACUUAAAAACCCUCCAGAACCCAUAAACAAAGCAUUUGUAUUAGAUCCAGCCCCAACAAGACUGAUGAAACAUCAACACAGACCUCGGGCAGCACCAUCACCAACCCCCCCCAGCAUGCACAAUGGACGAGGGAAUGCAGACAGCAGGGAAGAGAAUGAGCUUGUGUCAAGUCCUGACAGUCGCCGUAAUUCUUCAAAUGCGGAAGAACAGUUUUCUCGGUCUCACCCGGAAGUGCAGUACCUUUUACUUGAUCAUGAGACCCGAAGCAGCCCUCAACCCAUUAAAGGCGUAACAAGUAAGAAUAUUAUUGGGCCCCCGGUCCCUUCUGUUGUUUAUCAACCCAUUGAUUUUGUUAAGACUGAUGCAUUCAACAAAAUGAGAAUGAAUGUUGAAGACACCUACCGCAAGAACCAGUGAAUUUGAUUUGUUGAAUCUGUAAUCAGAAAAAAAACAUGCUUUAAAGCAAUAUCAGUGUGAUUCUGUGAUCUACAAUAACAGUUGUAUUGAAAAAGCAAAAUCAGCUGUUUUCUGUUUAUAAGACUUUCCAGCUUAUGAAACAAUACACCAAAGCAAAAAGUACUGUGAAGAACUUUUAUCCAAAUUUUAAUCUGUAGAUUACAGUUUUUUUAAAAGGUUGCAUUUCAGUGUUUGUACACUUGAAUAGUAACUGUCAUGUCAAAAGGGCAAAUUAUACUAGUAUAUCCAUAGGAAGAAAGAGGUGGAGGAUUUUCAGAAAAUUUGAUGGUCAUAUUGUAUAUGACCACUUACCUUGAGCACUCUGCAUUCCAAUGUGUUUUAGUGAAUUCACUGGGAGAAUUAUGUAUAAUAUUCAAGCACAAGGAUGAUUUUUUUACUUGCUUAGCAAACACUGAGGACCAAGUGUAUGUAAUGUGUGUAAAAAGCAAGUUAUCUUUACUAUCUAUCUUUCUAUACUUAUCACUGACACCCUGUCCCUUAUAGGGAACUUUUCCCAAAGGGGUUGCCACGGCAAAGUCUCCAAUUUCCCUCUCCUUGUACCCCAUCUCUGCUCAUUCAUCCCUUGUCUGCCAACUCUUUCCAUUACUCACCCAAAUCCAUCUUACUAGUGGUCUCCCAUAAUACCAUUUUCCUUAAUCUUUUUCUCAUACAGUCUACAAAAUCAUUUUCAUUCAUUCUCAUCACAUGUCCAAACCUUUCAGAAUACUGCACUGCACCUGUUCAUCCACUCCACUAUCCACCCCCUUGCUGCUACAUCCAUACCAAGACUCAUACUCAUCCUUAGUACUUUCUCCAUCCCAUUUUGACAUGCCACAUGCUCCUCUAUACAGCUCAUGUCCGUUGUGUGUGCCGGUGAUUGCUGUGCUACAUUCCACAUGGUAAACAUUUUUGGUGUAUAUGACUGAGUUGGGAGGAUAAUGCUGUUUUAACGUCCUUUUUAACCCUUAUACUCCGUGUUUAUAAUUGUGAGUGAUUGCCUGAUAUAUACUUAAAAAAAAAAAGGUGAGGUAAUGUAAACAGGUAAACAGGUUGUUUCAGCUUUUAUGCUUUCAAAUUAUUUAACAAAAUUUAGAGUAACUAUAUAUAUAUAUAUAUAU